Penicilliopsis zonata CBS 506.65 is the source of this 1464-nucleotide messenger RNA. RefSeq lists its product as hypothetical. Gene Ontology annotation, biological process: G2/M transition of mitotic cell cycle; regulation of cyclin-dependent protein serine/threonine kinase activity. The transcript is spliced from 4 exons. The record is from RefSeq and is a predicted model, not a curated record. Bases 1 to 1464 code for a protein of 487 amino acids. Lineage: Eukaryota; Fungi; Ascomycota; Eurotiomycetes; Eurotiales; Aspergillaceae. Gene Ontology annotation, molecular function: cyclin-dependent protein serine/threonine kinase regulator activity. Gene Ontology annotation, cellular component: centrosome; cyclin-dependent protein kinase holoenzyme complex; cytoplasm.
AUGCCUCCGGCUCGCAGCCUCCGCACCAGGGGUGCCAUGAAUGAGAACGACGAGAACGGCCCGUCGACGCGACUGACCCGUGCGAAGGCCGCGGCUUUGUCAGGAGGUGACGCUGCUGUGUCAAAUGCUGCUGCCAAGAAGCCUCUGCAGACCAAGAAGGCUGCUGUCAACACAACGACCAACGGCCCCGCUAAACGUCGCGCUGCCCUGGGAGAUGUCAGCAACGUGACCAAAAACGACAAUGGAGACGCCAAGGACGGGAAGAAGCCUCUGGCAACUAAGACCGCCCUCAACUCCAAAACCGCAAGCCAACCUGGUGGCGUCCAGAAGCUCAGCCGCACUAACUCAUCACGGACCGCUUCGGGGGUCAAGGACACGGUUUCGAAGAAAGCGACUGCUGAGGUGAAGCGCCCGGGAAGUGGCAAUGGGAGUGCACAGAAAAUCAAGCGGACAGCCAGCACAAAAUCGAUCAAGGAGGAAACCGAGGAACGGCCGCGGAAGAAGGUCGAGGUUGAAAAGGCCGCUCCCGUCAAGGCGCCCACCAUCCAAGAAGAGCCUGUUUUUGAGACGGACAAGGCCGCGAGGCUCGAAGAUGUGCCGGAUGAUCUCGACACAGAGGACCUCGACGACCCGCUGAUGGCUGCCGAAUACGUCGUGGAGAUAUUCGACUACUUGAGAGACCUCGAAUUGGAGACGAUGCCAAACCCGGAUUAUAUCGAUCACCAACCGGACCUGGAGUGGAAGAUGCGUGGGAUCCUUGUCGACUGGCUCAUUGAAGUUCACACCCGUUUCCGUCUGCUGCCAGAGACCCUAUUCCUGGCCGUCAACAUCAUCGACCGCUUCCUGUCAGCCGAAGUUGUGGCGCUUGACCGCCUGCAACUUGUUGGUGUUACGGCCAUGUUCAUUGCCUCCAAGUACGAAGAAGUUCUCUCUCCCCACGUCGCCAACUUCAGCCAUGUCGCCGACGAGACCUUCUCGGACAAGGAAAUCCUGGAUGCCGAACGUCACGUUCUCGCCACCCUUGACUAUAACAUGAGCUUCCCCAACCCCAUGAACUUCUUGCGCAGAAUCUCCAAGGCAGACAACUACGAUAUCCAAACCCGGACCCUGGGCAAGUACCUCAUGGAAAUCAGUCUUCUGGACCACCGCUUCAUGUCCUAUCCUCAAAGCCACAUCAGUGCUGCUGCGAUGUACCUUGCCCGCCUCAUCUUGGAGCGUGGACCUUGGGAUGCGACUCUCGCACACUAUGCUGGGUAUACUGAGGAGGAGAUCGAUCCUGUCUUCAGAUUGAUGAUUGACUAUCUUCACCGCCCGGUCUGCCACGAGGCAUUCUUCAAGAAAUAUGCCAGCAAGAAAUUCCUCAAGGCCUCGAUCCUCACUCGCCAAUGGGCCAAGAAAUAUCACCACCUGUAUAUCGAGAGUGCCCUCACGGAACCAUACAACUAUCUCAAAGACGACGAAUAG